AAAUAAAAAUAAAAAAUAAUAAUAAAAAAAAGUUAGCAUUAAAACGUCAUGCAAAAUUCUUUUGUUUAACCACAAGCGCUAAACCAUCUGACAGAAAAAUCACAUCUAUCACAUUUUUAUGUAUUUUUGGAAAAUGUGAACUCGACUACUGGGAAUACUGGCGAAUCUCAAGAAAACGCACUUUCGAUUUCAGUCGCAUUUUCGUCAUCAGUCUAAUCACUCCACAUCACCUGUGUCGCAAACGCGAAAGAUAGAAUCGAAAUGGAGCGAUAAACAGGCUAGACGUGCAAAUCUUAUCGAUCAGAAGAGUUUAUCGCUGAAGAAGGCCGAACGCAAAUCCACGAAGACAAUUCUAACACUCUGGAAUAAACUGAAACUUCGUAAAGGCAAAGGGAAAAAACUAGGUUCUGCUACAAACGAAUCAUUAGCUUCUGCGUGGAAUCAUAAUCAUGUUGAGAAAACAAUGAGCGCAAGAUCGCAACGCGGGGCCCAUGACACGCCGACGGCCAAGCGGUUUCGUAGUCCGCGUAUCACUGCGAAAAGCCGAGCAGCUAAACCACAGAUAACGUACGAUUAUAAUGCUGCUAUCAGCCAACCGGAUGUACCGAAUUCGCCAGAUUACAAGAAGGUCGGUCGUGACGCGAUGGUUAGUGGGGUUCCACUUAAAAAGAAAAUUCUACAGACUCACUUAAGAGGACGAAUUACAUCAAGGAAGAAUUUUCAGAAAAGAUCUCAGGAAUUCAAGGCGAAAUCGCCGAUUCAAAGAAACACGAAAAUACGAUCGCCCAAAAGAGGUAAUUGGAAAACGAUCGUCUCUUCUGAUAUUGAGAAUCGCAUCGAUGAAAAAGAGACUAUUACUGCUAAUAGUGGCACUGACGACAUUCGACAUCUGUCAGACUUGUUGAGGAGAAACUUAGUAGUGAAUGGCAAAAACAUUUCGUUCAAGGAUACGAAAGAGGCGAUUGAGAAUGAUGAUGAUGAUGAUGAUGAUGAUGAUGAUAGUCAUGGAAUGACACAAGAGGAGAUAAAAAACGAGAAGUCAGAUGAUUGUGAAAGUGCUACAACGAAAUCACCGGUUCAAGUUAAGGGCAGUAAAAUUCCUCGCGCGAGGAUCGCUAUUCACACAUUCCAUUCGACGAAGAGAAUAAAAACGAAAGAAUCUCCUCGCUUGAAAUAUUCCACGAUCGACUCUCCUGCUGACAACACGGAAAUCUUGGAAAAUGAGAUAAAAAAGGGAUCGUCUGUUAGUAAAGAAGAACAAAGUACCUACAGACAAGCUGUGGUUCCUUUCGACGAAUUGCAAAACGAUACAAAAAUAGUUUGGAACAAAGAGGAAACUUCGACGUUAGAGGCAGAUGAAGAAGCAGAGGAUCGUGGACUGACGUCGACCGACGAGUCGACGGUUGUUAUUAGUAGCGUCGAUGAUCCUCAUGUUUUGACAGUCUUACGAAGUUUGAAAUUGAAUUGUCCCUGCAAAUCGUGCACCGAGCACAAUCCAGUUUCCAGCAAUCGGCAGGAAGACAAUAGCGAUUUAAAAAGCUCAUCCCCGGAAGAGAUAGGGAAGAAAAAGUGGUCACUGAAAUAUCGAAAAUACAUUGAGGCAACCUCAGAAGAUGUAAAUGUUUCGUCCGAUCACAGUGACGAAUACAGCAAAAAGGAAAGAACGAAUCGAUACAAAGCAAAGUAUACUUUGACUCAACGUAUCAAAACAAGUUCAAUAGUACGCGCACCACCAAAAAUCACGAACCGCCGACGAACUAGUUUCUCUUUUUUUAAUACUCUUUUUGAUAUUGUUUUUUGGCCUUAUUUAUUUUUGAAAACAAAUCGAUGAUAGCAACAAAUUUGUUUCUUCGUUUUGGGACAGUCAUAUCUAUGGAGAAAUGUUGCUUUCGAUAGAUCGAUGAAUGAAAAGUCGUUUCUUUUAAUAUCAUCUUUAAAAACACAUGAAACGAAGAGAAUUUUAAUUAUA
Messenger RNA from Frieseomelitta varia, 1969 nucleotides. RefSeq names its product osteopontin-like. The transcript has 7 exons. Lineage: Eukaryota; Metazoa; Arthropoda; Insecta; Hymenoptera; Apidae. The coding region runs from base 464 to 1831 and encodes 455 amino acids. The record is from RefSeq and is a predicted model, not a curated record.